This is a messenger RNA of Stylophora pistillata, 1969 nucleotides long. RefSeq lists its product as uncharacterized. Gene Ontology annotation, molecular function: zinc ion binding. The record is from RefSeq and is a predicted model, not a curated record. Gene Ontology annotation, cellular component: plasma membrane signaling receptor complex. NCBI's taxonomy places the organism in Eukaryota, Metazoa, Cnidaria, Anthozoa, Scleractinia, Pocilloporidae. Gene Ontology annotation, biological process: regulation of canonical NF-kappaB signal transduction.
AAAUGAGCACCUCACGACCAUUCUAAUGCAAUAAAAUAGUUGACGUGAUUCCAUUACUCACACUAUAGGUCACGAAGCUAACUCUUCAAAUGCUUGGCACUCUCCUCGCCAACAUGGGACUGAAACAAGAGCAUUUUGACGAAAUAAUACCAAGCGAAUUUAUUUGUUCUCAUUGCCACGAUGUUUUUCUGGAGCCAGUUUGCUUAGCUUGUUAUCAUGUGCUAUGUAAGAAGUGUUUCAAGAAGAGGACGAAACGCAAAACACCAACGUGUCCUCUUUGCAAGAAAGCCUUGUGUUUGGGUGACCAAAGUGUUGAUGGGAAAUGGAGACAGCAGUACGAAAGCCUUCAAGUUAAUUGUCCGAAGGGAUGCGAAAAAGUGCUGUCGCUAGGAAACCUAAAUGAUCAUUGCUCUAAUCACUGUCCACUGACUUUCACAGUUUGCGUGAACGGCGGUUGUAAUCGAAAGGUACGGCGAAGAGACCUACCAUUACAUCUCCAACAUUGUGACUUUAGAGUCGUACAGUGUGAAGGAUGUGGGUUUUCAACAAAAUACAUCAAUUUACGAAUGCAUCGAAUCGUUCAGAAGUGUCUCCUAAGGACUAAUUUGCACAUGAUUGUGCAAAACCGCCGUGAAAUGACCGCGCGAGUGAAAGAGCAUCGUCUGAAAUUGCAGGAGGAAAGUUUUCAAGUCGAGCUCGCGGAAAGAGAUUUGAAUCGCGCAAAGAUGUGGAGUGCCAUUGCCAGGAACGAAAUUUCUAGAUCCAACACUCCAAAUCAUCUUGCACUCGGAGGGAGACAUUCUCCAAAAUUAACUGGUUGCAAGAGGGCUUUACCAAGAGUGGUUCAUAGCGCCCCAUCUUCUCCGGUGAUGUCCUCGGCAGUGACCUCUAGAACUCCCACAACUCGUAGUACUACUAAUCUAUGUACUAAUUGCAAGAAGCUAUUUAGCGAACACCGUAACCAUGAUGAAGCUUGCAGGUGGCACAAAGGGCCGGUUGUGGAUGUGGUAAGUGACAAACUUGUUUUUUCAGACCUAAGAAUAAUUUUUUUUCUUAAAAUAAAAGAUAUAAAAUAAUAAUAAUAAUAAUAAUGAUUGUCACUGCUAAUCGCCGUCACAAAGUACUGCAACGACGCAGCUCAACAAGGUUGAACCAAAAGCUUACAAGUUCAACUUUUGGCUCAAUUGAGUGGCACAAGAACACAAAAUGCAAAUUGUUCACAAAGAAACCUUUUUUUUUUUUCUAAAUUUUUUACCUGGUUUUGAAUUUUAAAGGAUUGCAUUCCUAAGUAGCUGAGUUCUUUAAGACAGCUCACAUGCCUGCCAUCAUUAAUUUUCUUCUUGUGUUUCUUUUCUUGCACUGAUGCAUUUGUUGUGAUGUCCUCCUCUUCAGUUUGUAAGUAAAAUUCCUCUUUUAUAGUUAAUUUUUUUUUAAAUAAUGAGAUACUUGAGUGGAUUGAACACUGUUCUUCAGUUGAAACUCAAAAUGUGGUUACUUGUUAUCAUUUUUGUUUGUUUUUGAUCCAAGCUAGAAGUUAGGAUUGAAUUAAACAAUGUAAUGCCAUGAGACUGGUAAAAUAAAACUAAUCAAUGCGCAACGUUUUCAAUUUGCAUGAAUCGGUGAGUAAAUUUAUACUUAUUCUCAACAUACAUGGUCAAGUAAAGAAUGCUACAGCUUAAAUCUGUUCUGGUUUGACCAACAUGGUAAAAUAAAACUAAUCAAUGCACAACGUUUUCAAUUUGCAUGAAUCUGUGAGUAAAUUUAUACUUAUUCUCAACAUACAUGGUCAAGUAAAGAAUGCUACAGCUUAAAUCUGUUCUGAAACGCCUCCCGGUAGCUCAAUGGAUAGAGGGCUGGACUGUAGUGCAGGAGGUCUAGGGUUCUAGCCCGGGCCGGACCAACACGCAAGGUCUUAAAAUAAUUGAGAAGAAUUUGCUACCUUUCUAUAACAUCAAGAAAUGGUUAGAUA